This is a messenger RNA of Pygoscelis adeliae (Adelie penguin), 1003 nucleotides long. RefSeq names its product opioid receptor, delta 1 (gene OPRD1). Gene Ontology annotation, cellular component: membrane; neuron projection. Lineage: Eukaryota; Metazoa; Chordata; Aves; Sphenisciformes; Spheniscidae. The record is from RefSeq and is a predicted model, not a curated record. Gene Ontology annotation, biological process: neuropeptide signaling pathway; G protein-coupled opioid receptor signaling pathway. Gene Ontology annotation, molecular function: G protein-coupled enkephalin receptor activity; neuropeptide binding.
UCCAUCCUCAUCGCCAUCGUCAUCACCGCGCUCUACUCCGUGGUGUGCGUGGUGGGGCUGCUGGGCAACGUCCUGGUCAUGUACGGCAUCGUCAGGUACACCAAGAUGAAGACAGCCACCAACAUCUACAUCUUCAACCUGGCCCUGGCAGACGCGCUGGCCACCAGCACGCUGCCCUUCCAGAGUGCCAAGUACCUGAUGGAGACCUGGCCCUUCGGGGAGCUGCUCUGCAAAGUCGUGCUCUCCAUUGACUACUACAACAUGUUCACCAGUAUCUUCACCCUCACCAUGAUGAGUGUGGACCGCUACGUCGCCGUGUGCCACCCGGUUAAGGCCCUGGACUUCCGCACGCCGGCCAAGGCCAAGAUCAUCAAUGUCGGCAUCUGGGUGCUCUCCUCCCUCAUUGGGGUGCCCAUCAUGGCCAUGGCGGUCACCAAGUCAAAAGACGGGAUGGUGCUGUGCACGCUCCAGUUUCCGGAUCCUCCCAUCUACUGGGACACCGUGACCAAGAUCUGCGUCUUCAUCUUCGCCUUCAUGGUCCCCAUCUUGGUCAUCACCAUCUGCUACGGGCUGAUGAUCCUUCUGAGCGUCCGCCUCCUCUCGGGCUCCAAGGAGAAAGACCGCAACCUGCGGCGCAUCACGCGCAUGGUACUGGUGGUGGUGGCAGCCUUCAUCAUCCCCUGGCCGCCCAUCCACAUCUUCGUCAUCGUCUGGACGCUGGUGGACAUAGAUAAGAAGAACCCCUACGUGGUGGCCAGCCUGCAUUUCUGCAUCGCCCUGGGUUAUACCAACAGCAGCCUCAACCCCGUCCUUUAUGCUUUCCUGGAUGAAAAUUUCAAGAGGUGCUUCCGAGAGUUUUGCCUGCCUUUCCGAGCCCGCGUGGACCAAAACAGCUUCUCCCGCACCAGAAACACCACGCGGGAGCACGUCUCCACCUGCACCCCUUCUGAAGCCCGCAACAAGCCGGCAUGACUAGACGUGGGCAGCCUCCAGCGGGGCUGCC